GCGCUUCCCAUAGCCCCUCCUGGCCAGGGUCCGACACCUUCCGGUUACCGGCACCCCCGGGAAAAGGCGCCUUCCACCGGGCCCUAAAAUGUGCCCUAGGGCAUGCUCUCGCCCUCCGCCCACGCCAUAGGCGUCCGGGUACCAGCCAUCUGGGCAGUGCUUGAAUUGCAGGAACUGAGACUGCCACCACUCCACAGACCUCUGGUCUGACCAGUGGCCCUCUCUGUAAUAGCUGUGUGCACGACAGACAUCUUCAGCUGCAAUUAUCUGCAGGGUGGGGCACCCAUCUGAGGUAGGGUUCGGUGCCCCACACAUCCCAAGGAGGCUGCUCCUUCUGCUGCCUGUGGCUUCAGGUGAGUAGGGGAGUCAUUGUGUCUCUCCCACUGGCAUUUUAGGGGACAAGUGGAGGUGAGGUGAUCUCCUCUUCAGGGUGGGGCACUUUCUGGCAGAAGCUUUCACAGCUGAUGGUUUGAAAGGCUGAAAAGCCUUAGAAUCAUUUGUAUAGUCCAAAUCGUGUGGGAAUUUGGGGAGCAUUUUCUUGGGACAGGCCUGUUAAGAGGAGGGUGGGGAUAAGAGGGGGACAAAAUAUUGGGGCACCACCCAGACUUGUAAAGGUUGGUGACUAGCAAGCAUAGAGCUGAGCUGUGUCUUUCUUUUCUUCCAGGAUGAAAGGGGAGACCCCAGUGAACAGCACUAUGAGUAUUGGGCAAGCGCGCAAGAUGGUGGAGCAGCUUAAGAUCGAGGCCAGCCUGUGCCGGAUAAAGGUGUCCAAGGCAGCAGCAGAUCUGAUGACUUACUGUGAUGCCCACGCCUGCGAGGACCCCCUCAUCACUCCCGUGCCCACUUCGGAGAACCCCUUCCGGGAGAAGAAGUUCUUCUGCGCCCUCCUUUGAGCAGCCCCGUCCCUCCCCUCAGCCCUGCCCUCCCCCUCUCCUGGGCCCAGUCCUAAGGUCGGUAACUGUGGGGACCCCCCCGGGGGCUCCCCGCAGCCCUUCCCUAGCCCUGUGAUAUCAUCUGAAGCACAAGACCUUCCUUCCGCACGUCUUUCCCACCUCCUCGCCACCGA
Messenger RNA from Perognathus longimembris pacificus (Pacific pocket mouse), 1066 nucleotides. RefSeq names its product G protein subunit gamma 3 (gene Gng3). The transcript has 3 exons. Gene Ontology annotation, molecular function: G-protein beta-subunit binding. Gene Ontology annotation, cellular component: heterotrimeric G-protein complex. Gene Ontology annotation, biological process: G protein-coupled receptor signaling pathway. The coding region runs from base 666 to 893 and encodes 75 amino acids. Lineage: Eukaryota; Metazoa; Chordata; Mammalia; Rodentia; Heteromyidae. The record is from RefSeq and is a predicted model, not a curated record.